Mesorhabditis spiculigera is the source of this 894-nucleotide messenger RNA. The record is from the annotation of a GenBank genome assembly. NCBI's taxonomy places the organism in Eukaryota, Metazoa, Nematoda, Chromadorea, Rhabditida, Rhabditidae.
AUGUAUCCGGGGCCGUCGCAUCCGAAAAAAACUCGCGCGGUCGUCCCGCACCAUCCCUACCAAGUGCCCAACAAGUAUGGGGUGGCCAACAACGAUCCGCAGCUGCCCAACGAGCCGAAAAAUGCCAAGAUUUACAUUGGCGGGUUGCCGCCGUGCGUUACUUACGAGGAUCUCUUCUCCGAAUUCUGCGAGUACGGCCAUAUAACCAAGAUUUGGAUUGCCAGAAAACCGCCCGGUUUUGCCUAUCUUUAUUACCCAUCGAUGAAAGAGGCGAAAAGGGCCGUAAUGGCGCGGAAUAACACCGUAAUUUGCCGGAAUCUAUGCAAAGUCGAACUCUCCUACGACGAGUUCGCGAUGGGCAAUUUUACGGGUGAUAUUACUGACAUGACGCCCGCGCUGCAUGCCAUGAUCAAGAAGCAGAACAAGGCGUUGAAAUGGGGACAACCAGCGCCCGUCGGCUACCAACAACUCCAGCAACCCGUCGGCUACUUCCCCGCCUAUCCACAACUCACUGCACCGCCCGCCUCAGCGCCUCCGGUCGAAACACCAUAUUCGCAUCCGCCAGGCCCGAGCAGUCUCGUGCCAUUCCAGGCGGCGAUGGGCGGCACCGUCCCCGGGAUGCCAAACAACAUGGCGUUGGUGCAGGCGAUGAUGCAGAUGAAUGAGAUGUAUCAAAAAGCUCAAGCUCACGCCCAACCGCCUCCCCCGCAAGCAGCAGCUACCCCUGCUCCGAACAACAACCCUGUGCCGCAGCAGCAGCAGCAGUCGUUAUAUGAAUUGCUCGAAGCCAACAACCCGGCGCACCACUACCCCUCCAGCCAGAGACCGCGCGAAUCCCGCAGCCCGUCUCCACCACCGAGGAUCACGGAACCGUCACGCACCCCGACGCCCGAA